Messenger RNA from Physella acuta, 2502 nucleotides. RefSeq lists its product as uncharacterized. The record is from RefSeq and is a predicted model, not a curated record. Lineage: Eukaryota; Metazoa; Mollusca; Gastropoda; Physidae.
UCGAGGACGAUGUUCAGGUAUCAAUCAAUACAUGUACAUACAACAGUGAUACGUGAAUUAAGAAGUGAAUACAACAAACAAUGACACGGCAACUAGUCUAGAUCUAGAAUCUAGAUAUAAAAUUUAGAUUCCUUACAAAAUGUAUUUUGUAGGUCGGAGGCGCGGCAGAAACACAUUUUAUAGAUCUAUGCCUAAAACAGCUAUUCAUUGCAUUUAGGCCCCUAUUAAUUUAUAAAAUUUUGAAACUUUCCACAAAUAAAAAAUAGUAAAAAUACAAUACAUUUGAUUGUCAGAUGAGAUUGUCAAUUUGACAGAAUUGUCAUUAGUAGAUCUAGAUCUAGAUCUAUCUACAAUUGUUAUAAAGAGUGAGUUGUUGUUGACUCAAUCGAGUAGUAUGUCGGCCAUAAUAUUAACAGCUGUAAAAUCUGUAUUGAGGAGAGAAUAUGUGAUUAUGAAGGGAUUUAAGUGCUAUGCAACAUCUGUGUUUAUCUCAGUUCGACAUUACAAUUGUGAAGUUACUAGUAUACGCAAUGGCCUUGUAGGUAUGGUUGGAAGAACUCCACUUGUUCGUCUUAAUAAAAUUAGUGAUGAAACAGGUUGUAAUAUAUUAGCAAAAGCUGAAAUGUGCAAUGGAGGGGGAUCUGUUAAAGAUAGGGCUGCCUAUUAUUUGAUUCAAGAUGCAAUCAAAAGAGGAAAUUUGAAGCCUGGUGGUACAAUCGUUGAAGGAACUGCUGGCAACACUGGAAUUGGCUUAGCACACUUGUGUCUUGCCAUGGGAUUUAAAUGUGUAAUUUUCAUGCCUAAUAAUCAAUCACAGGAAAAAAUAGACAUUUUGAAAACUCUUGGUGCAGUUGUUACAACUGUACCAGUGUGCCCAUGGGAUGAUCCAAACAAUUACAAUCAUCAGGCACGGAGAUUUGCUGAAAGUUUAGACAAUGCUGUUUGGACUAACCAGUUUGACAAUAGGGCAAACAGACAAGCUCAUAUUGAAACAACAGGUCCAGAAAUAUGGAAUGAAACUGGUGGCAAAAUAGAUGCUGUUACCUUUGGUACAGGAACAGGGGGUACACUGUCUGGUGUUGGAACUUACUUGAAAGAAAAGAAUAGUAAAAUCAGGGUGAUACUUGCUGAUCCACAAGGUAGUGUCCUUUAUAAUUAUUUCAAACAUGGAAAAAUAGAAAGAACACCUGGUGAUUCUAUCACUGAAGGAAUAGGCCAGGGUAGAAUAACAGAAAAUUUAAAAGAUGCACCGAUAGAUGAUGCCCGGGCUGUUAUGGAUGUUGAUGUAAUAAAUAUGACAUUUCGCCUGUUACAUGAAGAAGGGUUUUUUGUUGGAGCUUCAACUGGACUUAACGUUUCUUCUGCUUUUGAAGUUGCUAAGGAGAUGGGACCUGGACAUACUAUUGUUACAUGCUUAUGCGAUACAGGACAGCGGUAUUAUGCCAAAUUGUUCAAUAAAGAGAUCCUUAAAUCAAGAGGAUUAUAUGAAACACUUCCUGAUGUGUAUAAAAAAUAUUUACAUUAAGUUAAGCAUACAUUUUUUUUUUCAUUUGUGCUUUUCAAUUGUGCCUUUCAAAACUUUUAAUACUAAUAUAUUUUAAUAUGCAAGUGCAACUUCAAACAGACAUGUUAAUUAUAAUUAAUAUUAUAAUAAUUAUAUCAAAAAUGUAUUUAGAAAAGACUGUUAUAGACCUACAUGUAGAGAUAAUUAUCAAAUAUAUUUAGUGCUAACCACACUAUCUUUUCAUAUGCCAGAAAUAAAAACAGGUGAACUCUACUUCACCUGUCCCUUGGUUGGAAAGGGUAUUUUACUUAUUUACAGGGAAAAAAAACUUACCCAUAUUUAAUACAGGGCAUAAAGUUUAAAGUUGAUUGGAAUAAAUAAAAGUAAAAGGCAAUGUUUUAUAAUCUUAAUCAUAAAAAGAUAAGAAUUGUGGCCUAUUUAUAAAUAGAUAAUCUACUUCAACAGCCCAAUUGCUAUACUAUAAUCUCAAGUAGGCUUAAUACCUAAUGCUUGUGAUUAAAUACUCCCAUGAACACAUUUCCAAUUAUUGCUCACUAACACUGUAGCAAGCAGUCUUUUUACUCAGGUGUCACUCUAGCCCCAUAAGAAGUCUCAAUACAAAUUUUUGUCAACUUGAAAUGUGAUGUCUGGCCAAGUGGAGAGUAUGAGAUCUAUACUUAAGUUGUGGGUUAGGAACUUGUAUGGUCUUUGCAAAUGGUUUAAUUUUCUCUCCCCCCCCCCCCCCCAAGUACAUCCCAGUGGGAAAUCUGGCCACUGCUCAUAAUGUCUUGCUCUUAAAGCCUAGACCAUAUACCAAUAGUAAAGCUAAUAUACAAAUACUAAAAUAUGUCAUGAUUUUACAUUGAAUUGGAAGCAAGGUUUUUUUUCCCAAGUGUAAACAGAUAUAUAUUGUAAUAUUUAUCCCAUGUUGCUUUUAAUAUAUAAUUUAUCCUUCAAUGUAACUGUUGAAAUAUUUGAUUAAAAUGUGCAUUCUAACA